GGGUUGGUCACACAGUGAUCAGCCAAGGGAAGCAAUUCGUAUGCAUAACCGUAUGCAUCACCAAGGACUUCACGCAGUUGUUUGAUGAAAUGGAUGAAAGAGAUUUGGUCUCUUGGAAUUCGUUGAUAUGUGGAUAUAGCCAAUGCAGUAAAUUUAGACAGGUUUUGGGUAUUUUUGAGGCAAUGCAGGCAGCAAAUGUGAAGGCUGACGCAAUCACAAUAAUGAAGGCUGUCUUGGCAUGCUCUGUUUUGGGUGAGUGGGAUUUGGCCGACUCAAUGGUUGAGUACAUUGAGGAAAAUCACGUGCCAAUUGAUCUCCACCUGGGGAACACCCUGAUAGAUAUGUAUGGACGACGGGGUAUGGUUGAUUUGGCCCAAGAAGUAUUUGAUCGGAUGAAGCAUAAAAAUACAGUUUCUUGGAAUGCGUUAAUUAUGGGUUAUGGAAAAGGGGGCAACUUAGUAGCUGCCCAGAAGUUGUUCGAUGAGAUGCCACAGAGAGAUGUGAUCUCAUGGACUUCCAUGAUCACUGGUUACUCCCAAGCCGACCAAUUUACAGAGGCAAUAAGACUUUUUAAAGAAAUGAUGGCUGCUGAGGUGAAGCCAGAUGAAAUUACUGCUGCUAGCGUGCUUUCUGCUUGUGCACAUCUAGGAUUACUGGAUGUUGGGUUACUAGUUCAUGAGUACAUAUGUAAGUAUGAUGUAAGAGCUGAUGUUUAUGUUGGAAAUGCCUUGAUAGAUAUGUAUUGCAAAUGUGGAGUGGUGGAUAAAGCAUUGGAGGUGUUCACAGAGAUGAGGAUCAAGGAUAGUGUGUCAUGGACUUCAGUGAUCACAGGCCUUGCUGUGAAUGGUUUUGCAGAUUCUGCUCUUGAACUUUUUUCACAAAUGUUGAGUGAAGGUGUUCAGCCUUCUCAUGGGGUAUUUGUUGGCAUUUUGCUAGCCUGUGCUCAUGCUGGAUUGAUUGAUAAAGGAUUGGAAUAUUUUGAAAGCAUGGAAAGGGUUUAUGGACUGAAACCUGAAAUGAAACAUUACGGAUGUGUUGUGGAUCUUCUGAGUCGCUCUGGCAAUUUAGAAAGGGCUUACGACUUCAUAAAAAACAUGCCAAUAGUUCCAGAUGUUAUAGUGUGGAGGAUAUUACUGAGUGCUUCUCAGCUUCACAGAAAUGUGCCCAUGGCUGAGAUUGCCUCGAAGAAGCUUCUUGAAGUGGAUCCUUCUAACAGCGGAAACUAUGUACUAUCUUCUAAUACUUACGCUGGCUCGGAUAGAUGGGAAGAUGUUAUUAGAAUGAGAGGAAUGAUGGGAGAGGGUAAUGUUCAGAAACCAUCAGGUAGCAGUUCCAUAGAAAUAGAUAGCUCUACAAAUUCUCGUGAUACCUGUUUUAUUUGACAGUAAGAAAGGAAAAAAUGUAAAUUGACCGAUACUUAUAAAUUUAAUUCAUUUGUGGGACAAUGUUAAGAAUGGGCGCCGUGAAAAUCUGAACCUGCCCUUCUUGGCCUUAUCAGUUGGUCAGGGUGGUGACUUAUUUUCUGACCUGAACUGUCGUUACUAUUUACUGAGAAAUAUUAUGAUCAAAAUCUGAAUGCGUUGCUUGACA
Neltuma alba is the source of this 1590-nucleotide messenger RNA. Its product is annotated as pentatricopeptide repeat-containing protein At2g22410, mitochondrial-like. Lineage: Eukaryota; Viridiplantae; Streptophyta; Magnoliopsida; Fabales; Fabaceae. The transcript is spliced from 2 exons. Gene Ontology annotation, molecular function: RNA binding; protein binding. Gene Ontology annotation, biological process: RNA modification. The record is from RefSeq and is a predicted model, not a curated record. Bases 90 to 1382 code for a protein of 430 amino acids.